AGGUGUCAGGGUUCGUCGGCUAAACUGCACCGUCGCUGUGUCCCAGAACAUGGGCGUCGGCAAGAGCGGGAGCCUGCCCUGGCCUCCACUCGGAAAUGAAUUCAGGUAUUUCCAAAGAAUGACUACAGUGUCUUCAGUAGAAGGUAAACAGAAUUUGGUGAUUAUGGGUAGGAAGACCUGGUUCUCCAUUCCAGAGAAGAAUCGACCUUUAAAGGACAGAAUUAAUAUAGUUCUCAGUAGAGAACUCAAGGACCCUCCAAAGGGAGCUCAUUUUCUUGCCAAAAGUCUGGAUGAUGCCUUAGAACUUAUUGAAGAUCCAGAAUUAACAAAUAAAGUAGACAUGGUUUGGAUAGUGGGAGGCAGUUCUGUUUAUAAGGAAGCCAUGAACAAGCCAGGCCAUCUUAGACUAUUUGUUACAAGGAUCAUGCAAGAAUUUGAAAGUGAUACGUUUUUCCCAGAAAUUGAUUUUGAAAAAUAUAAACUUCUUCCAGAAUACCCAGGUGUUCCCUUGGAUGUCCAGGAGGAAAAAGGCAUUAAGUACAAAUUUGAAGUAUAUGAAAAGAACAAUUAAUGUGGAAAUGUUUUCCGAUCUAUUUCAAGCCUUUCUCCCCCCAAAAAAACUAUAUAUUUUUUGUUGUAGAGACUUUGUUCACUUUAGAUCUAU
This is a messenger RNA of Cervus elaphus (red deer), 664 nucleotides long. Its product is annotated as dihydrofolate reductase-like. The coding region runs from base 50 to 571 and encodes 173 amino acids. Gene Ontology annotation, molecular function: NADP binding; dihydrofolate reductase activity. The transcript has a single exon. NCBI's taxonomy places the organism in Eukaryota, Metazoa, Chordata, Mammalia, Artiodactyla, Cervidae. The record is from RefSeq and is a predicted model, not a curated record. Gene Ontology annotation, cellular component: mitochondrion. Gene Ontology annotation, biological process: tetrahydrofolate biosynthetic process; glycine biosynthetic process; dihydrofolate metabolic process.